Messenger RNA from Myotis davidii, 1866 nucleotides. Its product is annotated as NADH-cytochrome b5 reductase 3. The record is from RefSeq and is a predicted model, not a curated record. Lineage: Eukaryota; Metazoa; Chordata; Mammalia; Chiroptera; Vespertilionidae. The coding region runs from base 104 to 940 and encodes 278 amino acids. The transcript is spliced from 9 exons. Gene Ontology annotation, cellular component: mitochondrion. Gene Ontology annotation, molecular function: FAD binding; oxidoreductase activity.
GAGGGAGGUGGCCGCUCAAUCCCAGGGGCACAGCUGGCAGUCGGGCAGCAGGCAGUUGGGCCACGUGGUCCUCUCCCCAGUCUGGUUCCUCUACAACCUGCUCAUGAAGCUGUUCCAGCGCUCCACCCCGGCUAUCACCCUCGAGAGCCCGGACAUCAAGUACCCGCUGCGGCUCAUAGACAAGGAGAUCAUCAACCAUGACACCCGGCGGUUCCGCUUUGCCCUGCCGUCACCCCAGCAUGUCCUGGGCCUCCCUGUUGGCCAGCACAUCUACCUCUCGGCCCGGAUCGAUGGAAACCUGGUCAUUCGGCCCUACACGCCCGUCUCCAGUGACGACGACAAGGGCUUCGUGGACCUGGUCAUCAAGGUUUACUUCAAAGACACCCACCCCAAGUUCCCCAGCGGAGGGAAGAUGUCCCAGUACCUGGAAGGCAUGAAGAUCGGGGACACCAUCGAGUUCCGGGGCCCGAACGGGCUGCUGGUCUACCAGGGCAAAGGAAAGUUCGCCAUCCGUCCGGACAAGAAGUCCAACCCAGUCAUCAAGACGGUGAAGUCUGUGGGCAUGAUCGCGGGCGGGACAGGCAUCACCCCGAUGCUGCAGGUGAUUCGCGCCAUCAUGAAGGACCCGGAUGACCACACCGUGUGCCACCUGCUCUUUGCCAACCAGACCGAGAAGGACAUCCUGCUGCGGCCGGAGCUGGAGGAACUGAGGAACGAACACUCCGCGCGCUUCAAGCUCUGGUUCACGGUGGACAAAGCCCCCGAGGUUUGGGACUACAGCGAGGGCUUCGUGAACGAGGAGAUGAUCCGGGACCACCUCCCGCCGCCGGAGGAGGAGCCGCUGGUACUGAUGUGCGGGCCGCCGCCCAUGAUCCAGUACGCCUGCCUGCCCAACCUGGACCGCGUGGGCCACCCGAAGGAGCGCCUCUUCACCUUCUGAUGGCCGGGCACUGCUGCGCGCAUGCCCGCCCCCGCCCCCCCCGCCACCUUUACCCUCACCCCCCACAUCCCUCACUGUGGCCCGAGCUCGGCCUGGCCUGCCCAUGCCCGCCCGGCGGUCAACCUGCUGGGCUGGCCCCCAAGGCGCCCCUUCGGGAUCAGGGUUCGGUUACUGUAGACGCCACGGCCGCCUUCAGGACAGGCUCCUGUCUGACCCUCUGGUUCUUACAGUGAUGGCGCCUGGGCGCAGUCCCUCCCUCAGCCCCACUCCGCACACUACUGGGCCAAGGCCGCCAGCACCCAGCUCCACUGCCCUCCCAGAGCAGACCACAGGCGGAAAUGACCGGAAAUACACGGCAGUCAGAGCUGCGGGUGCCGGGGACUCCCCUGCCACCACCUGGGGACCCCCGCCAGCGCCCUCACUACCUGCCACGGGGCCAGGCCAGGCGUCAGCACCUGACACUACAGGGCAGGUACCACCCAAAGGUCCCCUUGGCAGGGACUGCUGGGGUGAGAGGCUGCCCCCCCAGGGCUGGGAGGAGGGGCCGGCUGAGGGCCCCCCCCCGGCACAUGGCCCUCCCAGACCCUCCACAUCUUCCCCAUGCACCCAGACACUGGGCAGCUUUGGGAGUUCCAAGCCGUCGGCUCGGUGGUUAGAGCGACCACUUCAGGGUGCUGGGCCCCAGCCCUGACGGCAGAGGGAGGACAGAGCUACUGGUUAUUUCUUCUUCUGCCCCGAACCCGCCCUCCUGCUGCCUGCGCCCCCGCCCUGCGUGGGGGAGACUUAGCAGAGCCUCUUGUCCGCGCCACAUUCUCAGUGGCCGCGUCGUUGCCUUUAGACAGCAGUGGGCUAGCCUCUUGCCUAUCAGCUUUUUCAGAGUCAUUUAUGAGCAGAAAAAAGUUGAAAUAAAACUUCGCUAAUGGUAA